Molecule: messenger RNA, 1434 nt
Organism: Didymodactylos carnosus
Lineage: Eukaryota; Metazoa; Rotifera; Eurotatoria; Philodinida; Philodinidae
Source: the annotation of a GenBank genome assembly
AUGGAUGUUGUGGGUGGUAUCGAUUCAAAUUGUCAUAAAAAUAUUGAUGAUAUAUCAUCGAAUGUUACUCAAGUAGUCAGUGCCACAACGAAUAAUAUUAUUGUCAUCGAAGAAGAUAGUGCUGAAGCUGAAAAUGAAUAUGAUGCAUUAUUUCAUUCAAAACGAUUUACUAAAUGGCGUAAAAAUUGUCCAUAUUUAUAUAAACUACUCUUCUAUGAAUUAUUUGAUUAUCCUUCGGCAACCAUUCAAUGGUUGCCGUAUGAACAACCAAAAUUAGAUGGUAGUAACUCAACAAUUUAUCGUCUGUUAACUGGAACGCAUGCAGCUGAAAAAAAUGAAUUAGCUUUAUUAAAUGUUGAUAUACCAAAUAUGAAAUAUGAUCCAUCAAAACAACCGACAAAAUAUUUUGAUGAAGAUUCCGGAGAUUAUGGUGGAUUUGGUGUUUUUCCAAUAAGUGGUGAUAUACAACCAUACGUACGAAUUUGUCAUUAUGGUGAUGUGAAUAAAGCACGUUAUAUGCCACAAAAUUCAUUUCUCAUUGCAACUUGUUCAUCAGAAAAUCUUGUACUCUUAUUUGAUUAUGGUAAACAGCCAACAAAACCAAAUGUAGAUGGAAUAUGUCGACCACAAAAAGUAUUGCAAGGACAUACGGAUGAAGGUUUUGCGUUAUCAUGGCAUCCAUAUCAAGAAGGAUUAUUGUUGACGGCAGCACAUGAUGGUACAAUGCGUCUAUGGAAUUUUGAAACAUCAUCACCAUCAACAUUAAACACAGUAACACCAUCAUCAAAUUUAAUCGAAUGUAAAUCAAUUAUCCAACCACUAGAAACCUAUCACUCAGAUACAAAUACUAUUGAUGAUGUACAAUGGCAUCCAAGACAUGCUGCUCUAUUUGGAACAGCUGCGUCGGAUGGUAUUUUACUUAUAUCAGAUAUACGAUCAUCAUCUGGCGCGUCGAAAUUAAUUAAACAGCGUCUUCCAAGUUCUUCAUCUGAUAAACCAUCACCAACAAUUCAGUUUCGUGUUAAAGCUCAUCAGGGUGAUUGUAAUUCAUUCCAUCCAUUGAAUGAUUAUGCGCUCUUGACUGGUUCUGAUGAUCAGACAAUUUUAUUAUGGGAUAUGCGUUGUUUAAACAAGCCAGUAUCAUCAUUUUUACAUCAUAACGGCUCGGUUUUACAGCUUGAAUGGUGUCCAUUUAAAUCAUCAAUGUUUUCAUCGGCAAGUGCUGAUUCUCAUAUACUCGUAUGGGAUAUAGAAAUAAACAACGAUGAUCCUACAAAAUCAUCAUCCUUGAUAUUCGAUCAUGCUGGACAUGAUGAACAAGUUCCUGAUCUUAAUUGGCAUUAUUCAAAACCCGGUAUGAUUGCAUCAGUUUGUGCAGAUUCAUCAAUUCAAAUAUGGAUUGGUGAUGCCGUUUAUAGAGCCAUUAAUAAAUAG